GUUUCAUUCCAAAAGCGCCGCUUCGAUUGAAAACCAUGUUCUAUCCCAAACUCAACAAAUAAGACCCCUAGAGGAAGACCUAGGUAUAGAACCUUCCUGCCGCGACAGAGCCGCAUCUGUGCGCCGAGCUCGCACCCCCACUGCCUUUCGCACACUCGCGGCCGAGGCCUUGUUGGCGGUGUGUGGUUUGCUCUUGGGUGCCGAUGCCGACCCCUCGUUGCGGAGCUUCUUAGAGGUGCGCGGCUUAUAUGCCGCCAUCCACAUGGGCAUCGACAUUCUGAGAGGGUGUAGCAGCCCCUAUGGAACCAUCGGCAAUGUGUCCCACCUAGCAGGCUUCGUCGGUGGCUUCUGCUACAUCUUACUGGUGCUGCCAGAGAUUGGUGGGCGCCCUGCGCCCACCCUGCCGUGCUUGCGGCGUGGGCCUUCUGCGUGGCGAGAGGAGAGAUGUUUGGCCUUCUUCUCGCCCGAGUACAGCCUGAGCGUCCUUGAGGCACAGCGCUAUGCUGGUUUGGUCCUGAUCACUGGUGUGGCCCUGGCCCUGCUCAAUGCUUUUGUUUGUCAGCAACAAGCCCAUGCCAGCGCGGAUGGUUACUCCAUCUUCGUGAAGGCGCGCGACACCGCCUUCGACCAGGCGGUAGCUAGGACGGGCGGUCGGGGUGUCCCGCAGCGGCAGCCGUUUUAGCCCGAAACAGAUGGGUGAAAUGUGUAGACCACCAGUACCACCCAAGGCCCUUCCGCGCUGGGUGAGUGAGCG
Durusdinium trenchii is the source of this 754-nucleotide messenger RNA. NCBI's taxonomy places the organism in Eukaryota, Dinophyceae, Suessiales, Symbiodiniaceae. The record is from the annotation of a GenBank genome assembly.